Aethina tumida (small hive beetle) is the source of this 827-nucleotide messenger RNA. It is a transcript of the gene elm, whose product is annotated as calcineurin B homologous protein 1. The transcript is spliced from 3 exons. Gene Ontology annotation, molecular function: calcium ion binding. The record is from RefSeq and is a predicted model, not a curated record. Bases 95 to 667 code for a protein of 190 amino acids. Lineage: Eukaryota; Metazoa; Arthropoda; Insecta; Coleoptera; Nitidulidae.
CAAUUUGUUACCUUUGAAACUUGAACUGUCAGUUACGGCCUGACAUUUGUCACAAAGUCCUUUUUGUUCAUUAUCAUACCAAAAUUUCAGUAAAAUGGGUAACAGAUCAUCGCUUCUUUUGAGGCAAGAAGAAAUUGCACAAAUACAACAAGAAACAGGAUUUACUUCGAACCAAAUUGAACGUCUUUACUCAAGAUUUACCGCCCUAGACAGGGGCGAUUGUGGCACGUUAAGCCGAAAUGAUUUUCUAAGAAUCCCAGAACUAGCCAUUAAUCCAUUGGGAGAGAGAAUUGUUAAUUCAUUUUUCCAAGGAGAUGAAUUUAGUGAUAGGGUGAACUUUAGACAGUUUAUGCAAGUUCUGGCACACUUCAGGCCUAUUAAAAAGAAUAAAGAAAACAAAUUGAACUCCAGGGAAGAUAAAUUAAGAUUUGCAUUUAAGAUGUAUGAUUUGGACAAUGAUGAUUUAAUAUCAAAGGAUGAAUUAUUAGCCAUUUUGCACAUGAUGGUUGGUACACAUAUUAGUGAAGAACAAUUAACUAGCAUAGCAGAAAGGACAAUUUUGGAAGCUGAUGAAGACGGUGAUCAAAUGAUUUCAUUCGAAGAAUUUUGUAAAGCUCUACAAAGAACAGAUGUUCAACAAAAAAUGAGCAUUCGCUUUUUAAAUUAACUGUUUCAUUCAAACAUUGAAAUAUUCUAGCAAGUUUUCCACUGUGAAUACCCACUAAUAGGUUUAGAUAUUGUGAUAUUUUAGUUUUUUAAAUUAAAUUAAAAUUAUAUGGCUGAGGUGAAAUAUAAAUUAGAUAGUAAAUAUGUAUGUAUUAAGUAAA